AUUGCAGCUGGGACAGCCCGGAGUGUGGUUAGCAGCUCGGCAAGCGCUGCCCAGGUCCUGGGGUGGUGGCAGCCAGCGGGAGCAGGAAAGGAAGCAUGUUCCCAGGCUGCCCACGCCUCUGGGUCCUGGUGGUCUUGGGCACCAGCUGGGUAGGCUGGGGGAGCCAAGGGACAGAAGCGGCACAGCUAAGGCAGUUCUACGUGGCUGCUCAGGGCAUCAGUUGGAGCUACCGACCUGAGCCCACAAACUCAAGUUUGAAUCUUUCUGUAACUUCCUUUAAGAAAAUUGUCUACAGAGAGUAUGAACCAUAUUUUAAGAAAGAAAAACCACAAUCUACCAUUUCAGGACUUCUUGGGCCUACUUUAUAUGCUGAAGUCGGAGACAUCAUAAAAGUUCACUUUAAAAAUAAGGCAGAUAAGCCCUUGAGCAUCCAUCCUCAAGGAAUUAGGUACAGUAAAUUAUCAGAAGGUGCUUCUUACCUUGACCACACAUUCCCUGCGGAGAAGAUGGACGACGCUGUGGCUCCAGGCCGAGAAUACACCUAUGAAUGGAGUAUCAGUGAGGACAGUGGACCCACCCAUGAUGACCCUCCAUGCCUCACACACAUCUAUUACUCCCAUGAAAAUCUGAUCGAGGAUUUCAACUCGGGGCUGAUUGGGCCCCUGCUUAUCUGUAAAAAAGGGACCCUAACUGAGGGUGGGACACAGAAGACGUUUGACAAGCAAAUCGUGCUACUAUUUGCUGUGUUUGAUGAAAGCAAGAGCUGGAGCCAGUCAUCAUCCCUAAUGUACACAGUCAAUGGAUAUGUGAAUGGGACAAUGCCAGAUAUAACAGUUUGUGCCCAUGACCACAUCAGCUGGCAUCUGCUGGGAAUGAGCUCGGGGCCAGAAUUAUUCUCCAUUCAUUUCAACGGCCAGGUCCUGGAGCAGAACCAUCAUAAGGUCUCAGCCAUCACCCUUGUCAGUGCUACAUCCACUACCGCAAAUAUGACUGUGGGCCCAGAGGGAAAGUGGAUCAUAUCUUCUCUCACCCCAAAACAUUUGCAAGCUGGGAUGCAGGCUUACAUUGACAUUAAAAACUGCCCAAAGAAAACCAGGAAUCUUAAGAAAAUAACUCGUGAGCAGAGGCGGCACAUGAAGAGGUGGGAAUACUUCAUUGCUGCAGAGGAAGUCAUUUGGGACUAUGCACCUGUAAUACCAGCGAAUAUGGACAAAAAAUACAGGUCUCAGCAUUUGGAUAAUUUCUCAAACCAAAUUGGAAAACAUUAUAAGAAAGUUAUGUACACACAGUACGAAGAUGAGUCCUUCACCAAACAUACAGUGAAUCCCAAUAUGAAAGAAGAUGGGAUUUUGGGUCCUAUUAUCAGAGCCCAGGUCAGAGACACACUCAAAAUCGUGUUCAAAAAUAUGGCCAGCCGCCCCUAUAGCAUUUACCCUCAUGGAGUGACCUUCUCGCCUUAUGAAGAUGAAGUCAACUCUUCUUUCACCUCAGGCAGGAACAACACCAUGAUCAGAGCAGUUCAACCAGGGGAAACCUAUACUUAUAAGUGGAACAUCUUAGAGUUUGAUGAACCCACAGAAAAUGAUGCCCAGUGCUUAACAAGACCAUACUACAGUGACGUGGACAUCAUGAGAGACAUCGCCUCUGGGCUAAUAGGACUACUUCUAAUCUGUAAGAGCAGAUCCCUGGACAGGCGAGGAAUACAGAGGGCAGCAGACAUCGAACAGCAGGCUGUGUUUGCUGUGUUUGAUGAGAACAAAAGCUGGUACCUUGAGGACAACAUCAACAAGUUUUGUGAAAAUCCUGAUGAGGUGAAACGUGAUGACCCCAAGUUUUAUGAAUCAAACAUCAUGAGCACUAUCAAUGGCUAUGUGCCUGAGAGCAUAACUACUCUUGGAUUCUGCUUUGAUGACACUGUCCAGUGGCACUUCUGUAGUGUGGGGACCCAGAAUGAAAUUUUGACCAUCCACUUCACUGGGCACUCAUUCAUCUAUGGAAAGAGGCAUGAGGACACCUUGACCCUCUUCCCCAUGCGUGGAGAAUCUGUGACGGUCACAAUGGAUAAUGUUGGAACUUGGAUGUUAACUUCCAUGAAUUCUAGUCCAAGAAGCAAAAAGCUGAGGCUGAAAUUCAGGGAUGUUAAAUGUAUCCCAGAUGAUGAUGAAGACUCAUAUGAGAUUUUUGAACCUCCAGAAUCUACAGUCAUGGCUACACGGAAAAUGCAUGAUCGUUUAGAACCUGAAGAUGAAGAGAGUGAUGCUGACUAUGAUUACCAGAACAGACUGGCUGCAGCAUUAGGAAUCAGGUCAUUCCGAAACUCAUCAUUGAAUCAGGAAGAAGAAGAGUUCAAUCUUACUGCCCUAGCUCUGGAGAAUGGCACUGAAUUCGUUUCUUCAAACACAGAUAUAAUUGUUGGUUCAAAUUAUUCUUCCCCAAGUAAUAUUAGUAAGUUCACUGUCAAUAACCUUGCAGAACCUCAGAAAGCCCCUUCUCACCAACAAGCCACCACAGCUGGUUCCCCACUGAGACACCUCAUUGGCAAGAACUCAGUUCUCAAUUCUUCCACAGCAGAGCAUUCCAGCCCAUAUUCUGAAGACCCUAUAGAGGAUCCUCUACAGCCAGAUGUCACAGGGAUACGUCUACUUUCACUUGGUGCUGGAGAAUUCAAAAGUCAAGAACAUGCUAAGCAUAAGGGACCCAAGGUAGAAAGAGAUCAAGCAGCAAAGCACAGGUUCUCCUGGAUGAAAUUACUAGCACAUAAAGUUGGGAGACACCUAAGCCAAGACACUGGUUCUCCUUCCGGAAUGAGGCCCUGGGAGGACCUUCCUAGCCAAGACACUGGUUCUCCUUCCAGAAUGAGGCCCUGGAAGGACCCUCCUAGUGAUCUGUUACUCUUAAAACAAAGUAACUCAUCUAAGAUUUUGGUUGGGAGAUGGCAUUUGGCUUCUGAGAAAGGUAGCUAUGAAAUAAUCCAAGAUACUGAUGAAGACACAGCUGUUAACAAUUGGCUGAUCAGCCCCCAGAAUGCCUCACGUGCUUGGGGAGAAAGCACCCCUCUUGCCAACAAGCCUGGAAAGCAGAGUGGCCACCCAAAGUUUCCUAGAGUUAGACAUAAAUCUCUACAAGUAAGACAGGAUGGAGGAAAGAGUAGACUGAAGAAAAGCCAGUUUCUCAUUAAGACACGAAAAAAGAAAAAAGAGAAGCACACACACCAUGCUCCUUUAUCUCCGAGGACCUUUCACCCUCUAAGAAGUGAAGCCUACAACACAUUUUCAGAAAGAAGACUUAAGCAUUCGUUGGUGCUUCAUAAAUCCAAUGAAACAUCUCUUCCCACAGACCUCAAUCAGACAUUGCCCUCUAUGGAUUUUGGCUGGAUAGCCUCACUUCCUGACCAUAAUCAGAAUUCCUCAAAUGACACUGGUCAGGCAAGCUGUCCUCCAGGUCUUUAUCAGACAGUGCCCCCAGAGGAACACUAUCAAACAUUCCCCAUUCAAGACCCUGAUCAAAUGCACUCUACUUCAGACCCCAGUCACAGAUCCUCUUCUCCAGAGCUCAGUGAAAUGCUUGAGUAUGACCGAAGUCACAAGUCCUUCCCCACAGAUAUAAGUCAAAUGUCCCCUUCCUCAGAACAUGAAGUCUGGCAGACAGUCAUCUCUCCAGACCUCAGCCAGGUGACCCUCUCUCCAGAACUCAGCCAGACAAACCUCUCUCCAGACCUCAGCCACACGACUCUCUCUCCAGAACUCAUUCAGAGAAACCUUUCCCCAGCCCUCGGUCAGAUGCCCAUUUCUCCAGACCUCAGCCAUACAACCCUUUCUCCAGACCUCAGCCAUACAACCCUUUCUUUAGACCUCAGCCAGACAAACCUCUCUCCAGAACUCAGUCAGACAAACCUUUCUCCAGCCCUCGGUCAGAUGCCCCUUUCUCCAGACCUCAGCCAUACAACCCUUUCUCUAGACUUCAGCCAGACAAACCUCUCUCCAGAACUCAGCCAUAUGACUCUCUCUCCAGAACUCAGUCAGACAAACCUUUCCCCAGCCCUCGGUCAGAUGCCCAUUUCUCCAGACCUCAGCCAUACAACCCUUUCUCUAGACUUCAGCCAGACAAACCUCUCUCCAGAACUCAGUCAAACAAACCUUUCCCCAGCCCUCGGUCAGAUGCCCCUUUCUCCAGACCCCAGCCAUACAACCCUUUCUCUAGACCUCAGCCAGACAAACCUCUCUCCAGAACUCAGUCAGACAAACCUUUCCCCAGACCUCAGUGAGAUGCCCCUCUUUGCAGAUCUCAGUCAAAUUCCCCUUACCCCAGACCUCGACCAGAUGACACUUUCUCCAGACCUUGGUGAGACAGAUCUUUCCCCAAACUUUGGUCAGAUGUCCCUUUCCCCAGACCUCAGCCAGGUGACUCUCUCUCCAGACAUCAGUGACACCACCCUUCUCCCGGAUCUCAGCCAGAUAUCACCUCCUCCAGACCUUGAUCAGAUAUUCUACCCUUCUGAAUCUAGUCAGUCAUUGCUUCUUCAAGAAUUUAAUGAGUCUUUUCCUUAUCCAGACCUUGGUCAGAUGCCAUCUCCUUCAUCUCCUACUCUCAAUGAUACUUUUCUAUCAAAGGAAUUUAAUCCACUGGUUAUAGUGGGCCUCAGUAAAGAUGGUACAGAUUACAUUGAGAUCAUUCCAAAGGAAGAGGUCCAGAGCAGUGAAGAUGACUAUGCUGAAAUUGAUUAUGUGCCCUAUGAUGACCCCUACAAAACUGAUGUUAGGACAAACAUCAACUCCUCCAGAGAUCCUGACAACAUUGCAGCAUGGUACCUCCGCAGCAACAAUGGAAACAGAAGAAAUUAUUACAUUGCUGCUGAAGAAAUAUCCUGGGAUUAUUCAGAAUUUGUACAAAGGGAAACAGAUAUUGAAGACUCUGAUGAUAUUCCAGAAGAUACCACAUAUAAGAAAGUAGUUUUUCGAAAGUACCUCGACAGCACUUUUACCAAACGUGAUCCUCGAGGGGAGUAUGAAGAGCAUCUCGGAAUUCUUGGUCCUAUUAUCAGAGCUGAAGUGGAUGAUGUUAUCCAAGUUCGUUUUAAAAAUUUAGCAUCCAGACCGUAUUCUCUACAUGCCCAUGGACUUUCCUAUGAAAAAUCAUCAGAGGGAAAGACUUAUGAAGAUGACUCUCCUGAAUGGUUUAAGGAAGAUAAUGCUGUUCAGCCAAAUAGCAGUUAUACCUACGUAUGGCAUGCCACUGAGCGAUCAGGGCCAGAAAGUCCUGGCUCUGCCUGUCGGGCUUGGGCCUACUACUCAGCUGUGAACCCAGAAAAAGAUAUUCACUCAGGCUUGAUAGGUCCCCUCCUAAUCUGCCAAAAAGGAAUACUACAUAAGGACAGCAACAUGCCUAUGGACAUGAGAGAAUUUGUCUUACUAUUUAUGACCUUUGAUGAAAAGAAGAGCUGGUACUAUGAAAAGAAGUCCCGAAGUUCUUGGAGACUCACAUCCUCAGAAAUGAAAAAAUCCCAUGAGUUUCACGCCAUUAAUGGGAUGAUCUACAGCUUGCCUGGCCUGAAAAUGUAUGAGCAAGAGUGGGUGAGGUUACACCUGCUGAACAUAGGCGGCUCCCAAGACAUUCACGUGGUUCACUUUCACGGCCAGACCUUGCUGGAAAAUGGCAAUAAACAGCACCAGUUAGGGGUCUGGCCCCUUCUGCCUGGUUCAUUUAAAACUCUUGAAAUGAAGGCAUCAAAACCUGGCUGGUGGCUCCUAAACACAGAGGUUGGAGAAAACCAGAGAGCAGGGAUGCAAACGCCAUUUCUUAUCAUGGACAGAGACUGUAGGAUGCCAAUGGGACUAAGCACUGGUAUCAUAUCUGAUUCACAGAUCAAGGCUUCAGAGUUUCUGGGUUACUGGGAGCCCAGAUUAGCAAGAUUAAACAAUGGUGGAUCUUAUAAUGCUUGGAGUGUAGAAAAACUUGCAGCAGAAUUUGCCUCUAAACCUUGGAUCCAGGUGGACAUGCAAAAGGAAGUCAUAAUCACAGGGAUCCAGACCCAAGGUGCCAAACACUACCUGAAGUCCUGCUAUACCACAGAGUUCUAUGUAGCUUACAGUUCCAACCAGAUCAACUGGCAGAUCUUCAAAGGGAACAGCACAAGGAAUGUGAUGUAUUUUAAUGGCAAUUCAGAUGCCUCUACAAUAAAAGAGAAUCAGUUUGACCCACCUAUUGUGGCUAGAUAUAUUAGGAUCUCUCCAACUCGAGCCUAUAACAGACCUACCCUUCGAUUGGAACUGCAAGGUUGUGAGGUAAAUGGAUGUUCCACACCCCUGGGUAUGGAAAAUGGAAAGAUAGAAAACAAGCAAAUCACAGCUUCUUCGUUUAAGAAAUCUUGGUGGGGAGAUUACUGGGAACCCUUCCGUGCCCGUCUGAAUGCCCAGGGACGUGUGAAUGCCUGGCAAGCCAAGGCAAACAACAAUAAGCAGUGGCUAGAAAUUGAUCUACUCAAGAUCAAGAAGAUAACGGCAAUUAUAACACAGGGCUGCAAGUCUCUGUCCUCUGAAAUGUAUGUAAAGAGCUAUACCAUCCACUACAGUGAGCAGGGAGUGGAAUGGAAACCAUACAGGCUGAAAUCCUCCAUGGUGGACAAGAUUUUUGAAGGAAAUACUAAUACCAAAGGACAUGUGAAGAACUUUUUCAACCCCCCAAUCAUUUCCAGGUUUAUCCGUGUCAUUCCUAAAACAUGGAAUCAAAGUAUUGCACUUCGCCUGGAACUCUUUGGCUGUGAUAUUUACUAGAAUUGAACAUUCAAAAACCCCUGGAAGAGACUCUUUAAGACCUCAAACCAUUUAGAAUGGGCAAUGUAUUUUACGCUGUGUUAAAUGUUAACAGUUUUCCACUAUUUCUCUUUCUUUUCUAUUAGUGAAUAAAAUUUUAUACAAGAAGCUUUUAUAAUGUAACUCCUUGCUACCAGUAAGUAAGAUAAUGGCUAUUACUUCUGCAUUAAUUUGAAUACAGGUAGGAAAAUAUCAAGAACCAACAAGAAAAGGGCUUAUCUUUCUUAAUGAUUGAAAAUGCUAUGAAGUAAUAUUUAUGUAGUUAAAAUGCUUCAUUAUAACUCUUUUAAAUCCUUUACACACUAGUAAAACAGAUAUUACUUUAAAUAAUAAUUGAUAGACCUGGAUAACUUUCACAAACACAUGAUUUUUUAAUGGUUUUUCUUGAGUGAAGAGAAAAACAAUAUUAUCAAAUGAAAUAAGUACUUAAAAUAUCCUGUCUUUCCCAUAUAACAAUGAUUUUUCUGACUUUCCAUGAGUAAAAAAACAGCCAAGCAUCUUUCCAGUAGCCCCAUUGAAAUUGUGAAUCCGUCCUGGUCUCCCUAAGGACUGCACACAUUGAUAUUCAAGGUUGGUGGUCAUUAGAUAUGGAACAGAACUGAAAUAACCAUGGUAGAACUGAAUGUGUAAUGUUGGCUUUAUUCUAGCUGGUACUACAUGGCACACAGUUUCAAAACAUAAUUUCACCUACUGGAAAGCUCAGACCUGUAAAACAGAGCAUGGGAACUGCUGGUCUAAAUGCAGUUGUUCCUGCUCAAAGAGACCUCUGGCCAAACUGGCAAGCAGUUAAAGUUUUCUUUCAGGGCCUUCCUCUCUAUGGCCUCAACUUCCUCCUCUCUCUUCUUCCAGCAACUUCCCCUUUCAUCAUUCCUUUCCCUGGGGACUUGGCAUUCAGUGAUCCUGUAGAUAUUGCACAACUGGGGAACCUUUAGACAUCCUUAAAAUCACAUGAGAUAGACAGUCAUUUGGGGUGUCUGAAAUAAACCACCCCAAAACUUAGUGUUAAAAGAGCAACCAAAAAAAAUUUAUGUGAGAUUAUGGAUUUGUUACUUAGCUUGAUUUAAUCAUCCUGUAACGUGUACAUAUAUCAAAAUGUUAUGUAUACCAUAAAUAUAUAAAAUUUUAUCAACGAAAUUCAUAACAAUCUCUCAGACCACAGAGAAAUCAAAUUAGAACUGAGGACUAAGAAACUCACUCGAAACCACACAACUACAUGGAAACUGAACAACCUGCUCCUGAAUGACUACUGGGUAAAUAAUGAAAUUAAGGCAGAAAUAAAUAAGUUCCUUAAAACCAAUGAGAACAAAGAGACAACAUACCAGAAUCUCUAGGAGACAGGGCUUUGCUUUUGCUGCAUUCUAUUCGUUGUGAACACAAAUUACAGGCCAGUCUCGAUUCAGUGUAGAAGGGAACUGCAUAAGGACCACAUACCAGGAGGCAUAAUUCACUGGGAGCAUCUUUAGAAACUACCAGAGUUACCUGUUGCCCAUACCAGUGGGGUAAGCCCUAUGAAUGUAUAUGAGAGUUUCAAACAUCCACAAAACAUUGGCUUUCUAAUAUUCGUAUUCCCACUAUUCCUUUCUUUUCAUGAUUCAUGUCAUUGUCCCAUCAACAUUUCUAAGAUUUCCAUUCCGUUAAGAGCAAAAGAGAAUGUUGGAAGGUGGGGGAAAACAUUUCUUUGUUUUCUACAGGGCCAGCUUCUUGGAUGUGUGUGAUCUGUUCAGUUGCAAAGGGUCACAUGCUCAGAAGGACCGCAUGCUAAAUUUAAUGCUUUGCAGUUACCCUCUUGAAAUCCUUUAUUUUUUAAGAAGGAAUUCGACAUUUCCAUUUUUCAAUGAGCCCCACAAAUUACGCAGCUAGUCCUGGGCUUCUCUACUCUGAAAUUGGGCAGGAUCUCUCUUGAUCUAGAAUUUACUAAGGCAUAAUAGGGGCAAGAAAAUCUUAUGAAAUAAUGGGGGGUAGGGAAGAGAUGGGAAUGGAGCAUGAGAUCCAGCUUCGUUAUUCUCUACUUGAGAAAAAUAAGGCCCCAAAGAUUAAACAACUUGCCCAAGGAUAUUGCUUGUUAGUGUCAGAACUGAAACCAGAAACCAAAUGAUCAUAUCCCUAGACUUUUAGUCUGCUUUCUCUUCCAUAAAAUGAAACUUAUAAUGUUUCUAAUCCAUUGCUCAGACAGGUAGACAUGAAUAUUAAUUGAUAAUGACUAUUAAUUGAUCUGGAAAAUACUUGUUUGGGGAUCAAUAAUAUGUUUGGGCUAUUAUCUAAUGCUGUGUAGAAAUAUUAAAACCCCUGUUAUUUUGAAAUAAAAAAGAUACCCACUUUUUAU
Homo sapiens (human) is the source of this 9132-nucleotide messenger RNA. It is a transcript of the gene F5, whose product is annotated as coagulation factor V. Gene Ontology annotation, molecular function: copper ion binding. Bases 96 to 6770 code for a protein of 2224 amino acids. NCBI's taxonomy places the organism in Eukaryota, Metazoa, Chordata, Mammalia, Primates, Hominidae. The record is from RefSeq and is marked reviewed. Gene Ontology annotation, biological process: response to vitamin K. Gene Ontology annotation, cellular component: COPII-coated ER to Golgi transport vesicle; endoplasmic reticulum-Golgi intermediate compartment membrane; platelet alpha granule lumen. The transcript is spliced from 25 exons.